Molecule: messenger RNA, 1257 nt
Organism: Lodderomyces parapsilosis
Lineage: Eukaryota; Fungi; Ascomycota; Pichiomycetes; Serinales; Debaryomycetaceae
Gene: MCA1
Product: Ca(2+)-dependent cysteine protease
Exons: 1
Coding region: 1-1257 (418 amino acids)
Biological process (GO): proteolysis
Molecular function (GO): cysteine-type endopeptidase activity
Source: RefSeq, a predicted model, not a curated record
AUGUUCCCAGGAUCAGGUAGAUACACGUACAGUGGUGGACAACAACAACAACAACAACAACCUCCUCAAGGGUACUACGCCCCACCUCAAGGUCCACCACCAGGCCAAUACAAUAACUAUGGUCCGCCAUCGGGUCCACCUCCUGGACAAUACGGCAACUAUAGACCGCCAUCGGGUCCCCCACCAGGACAACAACAACAAAACUAUGGCUCCCGCGCACAACCAGGGAUGAAUGGUGAGCCCGAUUAUGGACACCAGUAUGGAUCUGGAAGUUAUUCACAACCACCAACUAAUCAACAAUCAUUUGGUGUCGAAAAUUACAAUUAUCAAUAUUCUAUGUGUAAUGGUCGCAAGAAGGCCUUGCUCGUAGGAAUCAAUUAUCUUGGUUCGCAAAAUCAAUUAAAUGGCUGCAUCAAUGACGUCAAUAAUGUUGAACGAUUUUUGGUAAGCCAUGGAUUUAGUGAGGAUAACAUUGUCAAGCUAACUGAUGAUCAACGCACCCAACGUGCUAUUCCAACCAGACAAAAUAUUUUGGAUGCUAUUCAAUGGUUAGUUAAAGAUGCUAGGCCUAAUGACUCCCUUUUUUUUCAUUAUUCGGGUCAUGGUGGACAAACUGAAGAUCAACCUGACCAGUAUGGAAACUAUGAUGAGGAUGAUGGAUAUGACGAAGUAAUCUACCCUUUGGAUUUCCAAACAAAUGGGUUUAUAAUCGACGAUCUUUUACAUGAUAUGUUGGUUAAGACGCUACCACCAGGAUGCAGAUUGACAGCAUUAUUUGACUCAUGCCACUCUGGUUCCGCUUUGGAUUUGCCAUAUAUGUACUCCACAAAAGGUGUAUUGAAGGAACCGAAUGUUAUGGCUGAAGCAGGUCAAGGAUUGUUACAAGCAGGUAUGUCAUAUAUUUCUGGAAACAGGAUAGAUAUGGUCAAGGGGUUAGGUUCAGCAGUCAAGAGCUUUAUGAACAAAGGUAGAGCAUCAAAAGCAAAUGAGUACAGCAAGCAAACCAAAACGGCCCCCUGUGAUGCCAUUUCAUUUAGUGGAUGCAAAGAUAAUCAAACAAGUGCUGAUGCUAAGGAAGGAGGACAGUCCACUGGUGCAAUGAGUUAUGCUUUUCUUACAGUGAUGAAUCAGAAUCCAAAUCAAUCAUAUUUGAGUUUGUUACAGAACAUGAGACAAAUUUUGCAAUCAAAGUAUAGUCAAAAGCCGCAAUUGACUUCAUCACACCCAAUCGACUGUAAUUUACAAUUCAUCUUUUAA